Messenger RNA from Caenorhabditis sp. 36 PRJEB53466, 969 nucleotides. The record is from the annotation of a GenBank genome assembly. NCBI's taxonomy places the organism in Eukaryota, Metazoa, Nematoda, Chromadorea, Rhabditida, Rhabditidae.
AUGGUUUACGGCUACCUGUGCGCCGUCGAUCGUUGCAUUCACGAGUUUUUCGAUGAAACAAAAGAGGAUAAAUUUGAGCUGGUAUCCGAUUCAUUUUCCGUCUCACAGCUACACCACAAUUCCGUUUCAGAUGUGGCGAAAACUUCCGGAAUCAUUGAAUUGGUGUGCAACGAACGCACAGAUGAGCGUCGUCAAAUUCACGUCGAGACGAGAACUGAUGAUGUUCAAAGUGAACAAUAUGUUGGAGGUUGACCACACUCGUAUUUGUGCCUAUGUUUUUGUUCAGAAGAACAAACAGAAAACAGUGGAUGAAAAGUGCACGGCAGUCGUGAUUUCCUUCGACGACGAUUCGUCUCUUCGGGAUCUUGAUUUAGAAGUGAGUGGGAAUAGAAGAGAGGGAGGAUUCGGUCGGUUGUUCGGCAAAUUGGAGACACAUUUUGCGGGGGAAUCGGAUUCAAAGUUCAACAGUAUAAGGUUUACGAGUCAAAACACAAAAUGUCUAUGCGCUGUAAUGUAAAAGUAACAGAAAAUCCUGAAAACCUGCACCGUCCACCACAUUGUCUUCUCGUCCUCUCGAAUCCAAGGCCUCGCCAACGUGCUCAAGUCGAUCAGCUCCACAAUCGAUCUUCUGAUCGUGGGACCGUCGGCGGCCUCCUCCCAUCUACUCUUCCAACAGUUUCUGGGCGAUUACAAUGAUUAUCUGCCGACUGUUUGUCAGGUAGCCUUAUUUGUCCGUACUUGUAAACCAUUUACAAACGUUUGUUUCAGAUAAACUUCGCGCACACGUUGCCCAAAUCGCGUGAAGAAAACGGAUUCAUGGAAUCGAUUCAGAAAUUGAGAUCGGAGAAAAAGUACUUGUUGAUGGGUGCGAGCAAGGAUCGGACUGAUAUGCAUUUGAAUGUCUUCUUUGAGAAUAUGGAUCAAAAGUACUGUGGCGAACGGUAUUUCCGAUACUUUUCGUACUUUUAG